Molecule: messenger RNA, 1186 nt
Organism: Cajanus cajan (pigeon pea)
Lineage: Eukaryota; Viridiplantae; Streptophyta; Magnoliopsida; Fabales; Fabaceae
Source: RefSeq, a predicted model, not a curated record
GUGGUUCAUGAUUGUUUGGAGUUUUGUUUUGUGUACAAGAUCCAAGAAACAGACUGAUAGCAGUCAUAAUUUUCUGACACUCACUAUAGACAAAUUUCUGAGUAAUAUGGAAAGAGAAAAGCCAAUCAGAUUUACUGAUGAGCAGCUCAUGAUGGCAACUGAUAACUACUCUACAUUGUUAGGGUCAGGAGGUUUUGGCCAAGUUUAUAUAGGAAAGUUAAGUGACGGAACCACUGUGGCUGUGAAGGUUCUACGUGGGAACUCUGAUAAGAGAAUUCAGGAACAGUUUAUGGCAGAAGUGGGUACAAUUGGAAAACUUUAUCAUUUCAAUCUAGUUCGCUUGUACGGAUUUUGCUUUGAACAAGAUCUCAGAGCACUGAUUUAUGAGUACAUGGAAAAUGGAUCUCUUGACAGGUAUUUGUUCCAUGAAAAGAAGACUUUAGGAUAUGAAAAACUUUAUGAGAUUGCAGUUGGAACAGCCAGAGGCAUUGCAUACUUGCAUGAAGAUUGCAAACAAAGAAUAAUCCACUAUGACAUUAAACCAGGAAAUAUUCUUUUGGACAGCAACUUCAAUCCUAAAGUUGCUGACUUUGGAUUGGCUAAGCUUUGCAAUAGGGAUGAUACUCAUAUAACUAUGACUGGAGGUAGGGGCACUCCAGGUUAUGCUGCACCUGAGCUUUGGAUGCCAUUUCCUGUUACUCACAAGUGUGAUGUUUACAGCUUUGGAAUGCUUUUAUUAGAAAUCAUUGGCCGGAGAAGAAACCUUGACAUUAACCUUCCAGCAAGCCAAGAGUGGUUCCCAGUUUGGGUUUGGAAACGAUUUGAUGCAGGAGAACUAGGAGAGUUAAUAAUGGCUUGUGGCAUAGAGGAGAGGUGUAAGGACAUGGCUGAAAGAAUGGUUAUGGUUGCUUUGUUGUGUGUUCAAUAUAGGCCAGAAUCAAGACCAAUGAUGAGUGAUGUGGUGAAAAUGUUGGAAGGCUUAGUUGACAUUUCUAAACCUUUGAACCCAUUUCAGCAUAUGAUGGAUGCAAUUUUCCCAUGUCAUUCUGUGCAAGAAUCCCAUAUUGAUGCUAGCACAAGUAUUAAUUCUAUCUCUUCUGUUGUGGUAACUAAACCAGGCAUUGUAUAUGAUAGUCCUAUUAUGAGGAAUGAUGGCAUUGAAUUGGCCUCCACCAACUGUGAUUAA